Molecule: messenger RNA, 2856 nt
Organism: Vombatus ursinus (common wombat)
Lineage: Eukaryota; Metazoa; Chordata; Mammalia; Diprotodontia; Vombatidae
Gene: DCBLD1
Product: discoidin, CUB and LCCL domain containing 1
Exons: 15
Coding region: 320-2518 (732 amino acids)
Source: RefSeq, a predicted model, not a curated record
GGGAAUGUCGGGGUUUGCCCGCCCCCCACCUCCUUUGGGGCAAUGAGAAGCUAGAGGAGAGAGACUAGGCUGCCGGCCUGCUUGGGGGAGUUUGCUCUGUAAGGGAUAAACGGCUGAGGUGGCGCGGGAUCCGAUUCAGCCUGUCCUGCUGAGCUGGCCGACCGUCCGCGAACUCCCGCCCAAAGAGAAGGGGGGGAGAGCAAGGGACGCUCAGCUGGAGGCCAGAGCUGCCAGCUGAAGCUGCUGGCCAGGAGGAAAGUGCAGGCUGCCUGUCGAAGGGGGAGUGCCUAGAAAGUUGGCGUCCUCCGCCGGCGGAGCCAUGAUCUGGGGGGGCAGCCUUGACCUCGCGCCUCGGAGCCUAGCGCGUCCUCCGCCGCUCGCCCCUCUGCUGCUGCCGACGCUGAGGUCUCUGCUUUUGCUGCUGCUCCUGCUGCUGCUGCUGCUGCUCGGGGUCGCGGCGCCGCUGGCCGGGCGCGCGGAGAAACUAGGUGAUGGAUGUGGGCACAUGGUGACUUACCAAGACAGUGGCACAUUGGCAUCUAAGAAUUAUCCAGGGACUUACCCCAAUCAUACUAUAUGUGAAAAGACCAUUACAGUCCCUCAGGGGAAAAGACUGAUUCUGAGACUUGCGGAUGUGAAUAUUGAAUCUCAGACAUGUGAAUCCAACUAUUUGCGCUUCAUCAGCUCCUCAGCUCUGUAUGGUCCGUAUUGUGGAAGCAUGAAUAUCCCCACAGAAUUCUACCUGGACACAAAUGAAGUGAUUGUUUGCUUUGAGAGUGCAUCCCACAUUUCUGGGCGUGGAUUUUUGUUGUCCUAUGCCAGUAGUGAUCAUCCAGAUUUAAUAACAUGCUUGGAUCGUGCUAACCGUUCUUCGAAGACUGAAUACAGCAAAUUCUGUCCAGCUGGCUGCAGAGACGUAGCAGGCGAUAUCUCUGGGAAUGUGGUAGACGGAUACAGAGAUACCUCCUUAUUAUGCAAAGCAGCAGUGCACGCAGGAGUGAUUGCAGAUGAACUCGGGGGCCAGAUCAGUGUGCUUCAGUCAAAAGGGAUCAGCCGAUAUGAAGGAAUCCUGGCCAAUGGUAUCUUCUCCAAGGAUGGUUCUCUGUCACAUAAGCGAUUUAUGUUUUCAUCCAAUGGGUGCAAUAAAUCUCUGAGUUUGGAACCUGCCAGGCAAAUCACAGCUUCUUCCUCUUGGCAUUGGGUCAAUGAAAAUGGAGAAGAGAUUCAUUGGUCUCCUGCCCAGGCCUGGCUCCAGGACCAAGGACCAUCAUGGGCUUCAGGAGACACCAGCACCAACCACAAAUCUGGGGAGUGGCUGGAGAUAGAUUUGGGUGAGACAAAGAAAAUAACAGGGAUUAGGACUACAGGAUCCACCCAAACAAAUUUCAACUUUUAUGUUAAGUCUUUUGUGAUGAAUUUCAAAAAUCUCAGUCCCAAGUGGAAGACCUACAAAGGAAUUGUGAACAAUGAAGAAAAGAUAUUUCAAGCUAACUCUAACUUUAGAGACCCAGUACGGAACAAUUUCAUCCCUCCCAUCAUAGCCAGAUAUGUGAGAAUUAUUCCAAAGACCUGGCACCAGAGAAUUGCUCUGAAAGUGGAACUGAUUGGUUGUCAGAUUACACAAGGUAAUAAUUCAUUUAUUUGGCACAAGCCAAGUCCAAGUACAGGUGUCUCAAUUGGGAAAGAAGACAAAACUCUCACAAAGCCCAUUCCUUCAUCUGAAGAAGAAAGAGGUAUAAAAGUGAGAACUAUAAUCAUUCCAUUGGUGCUCUUUGUGGUCUUGGUUGUAGUUGGAAUGAGUAUCUUCGCUGCUGUGAAAAAAAGGAAGACGAAAGGAAAUCCUUAUGGAUCAGCUGAGGCACAGAAAACAGGAUGUUGGAAACUGCUCAAACAGCCCUUUGUCAGACGUCAGUCAUCAGAGUUCACCAUCAGUUAUGAAAAUGAAAAGAUGACGCAGAAAUUAGACCUGGUCACAAGUGACAUGGCAGAUUAUCAUCAACCUCUCAUGAUUGGAACUGGGACAGUGAUGAGGAAAGGUUCCACCUUCAGACCAAUGGACACAGAAGCUAAUGAGACAGGGAAGAACUCUGAGCCAGAGAACCACUAUGCCUGUCCUCACCCAACCAACCGCCACGAGUAUGCACUGCCUUUGACAAAUCAGGAGCCUGAGUAUGCCACUCCUAUUGUAGAACGGCACUUAAUGAGAGAGAAAGCAUUUCCUGAAGGGGGCUACAAUGUGCCUGUCAUUGCUCCAGCUCAUAAACAUUCCCUUUCCUCUGGCAGCUUCUCCAAUUCGGGUAGAAAGGAUGCCAAACAUGGAGACUACCAACUGCCUCAAGGCCUUAAGCCAGGGGAGGGUGACUACGAUAAACCUAAAGGCAAAAGCUUCUUAACCACAGAAGACUGUGAUACCAACUACCAAAAGCCUCAAAUGAAUCCCUUAAUGAAUGAUGGUUAUUCAGCUCCUAGGGACUGCCUCAAACCAAUAAACCAGACUGCAAUGACUGCCCUUUUAUAAGCCCAAUGUGAAAGAAAUUUUCUGUGGUACUGAGCAAGUCACUGGAAAAACUUAGGAUCUUCCUAAAGGUUUUUUUAUAUAUAUGUAUAUGUGUAUGUAUGUGUAUGUAUCUACCUAUAUCCAUCACUACAGAUAUUAUCUCUAGCUAUUUAUAUGUAUAUAUAGAUAUAUAUAACUACAUAUGGAGAUUUAGCUAUAUUAAUAGAUGCAGGUAUACCCGUUUCUAUUGAUAUGGCUAAAUCACUAUACAUAUCUACAAAUACAUAUAGAUAACUAUGGAUAUAUCUAUAUUGAUAUAGGUAGAUAUAGAUACCUCUUAUUGGUACACAUGUACAUAC